AUGUCCUAUGCCAGCAACACCGACUUGGCGCUCGCCGGCUUCGAAUACGAGAGCAUCCGUCUCCCCAAUCAGAUGCCUCUGUAUCUUCAGGGCGACCUGGGCUACACAUUCCACCCUUACCGUCCUCGUAACACCCUCCCCGCCCGCGCUGACCCUGUCCUUGACAGCCCCUCCAAGGAACACCCUAGAGGCUCUCAGCAACUUGGAUGGUACUCUCCACCUGCCUCCGAGUAUGCUGAGAGCCUCCAUGGUGACUCUGAGGAGGUGGUCUUGUCCGCCGGUUCCACCGCUGAGGACCGCCCCGCUACGCCAGGCGUCGAGGCUAUAGUAGCCGAAAACGCUCAUCUGAGGGCCAUAGUAAUGGCGAUGAGCGAGCGUGUGACUCAGCUCGAGGCCGCUGUCGCGCUCAAGACCCCGCCCCAGCCUCAGCCCAACCGCCCUCCUACCACUCCACACAAGAGGCGCGCAUCGCGUGUCAAUGACCCGGCCUCACCGAAGUAUACCCCGAUGACGCCGCAGUCAAUGGGCCCCAUAGAGGCCAUGUGGAGUCCCGGAGUGACGCAAGAGCAGCGCCUUGCUAUCGCCAGGGGCCAGAUGAGGUCCUCUACUUCGCCGGCUGCUCCCAUGUCAUCUCCGGGCUCCAUCAUGAGCCCCCAAACCUCUACUUCAAGUCCAGCUGCCACCAUCCCCAAGGAUCCUACCCUCAAGCAAAAGCCGGCUACCAAGAAGACGCGUGCUUCUCGCGUGAAGAAGACUUCGGUGCCAAAGAAGGCUCGCGUCUCCAAGGUUCGCCCUGUUAGUGAGCUCGGUCCGCUCAACUUCGCUUCUCUGGGCGCCGAGGAGAAAGCCAGCAUCCUCCAACCUCUUCUUCAGGGCAUCGACCCCUUCACCGGCACUGAGCUCCCCGUAUCCGCUCCUGUCCCAAUGAGCAUGCAGAGCGAGAUCAUGCCUGCUCCAUCGACUGCCAUCUCCACCGCUGGUCACAUGACAGAUGACGAAUUCAACGCCCUGCUCAACUUCACGACUAGCGACGACAUUGCCUACAACCACGGCCAAGUCGACCACUUCAGCAACUUUGAUGCGGCCGCUCGCCAGCGUGAGGCCUUGGAGAAGCACGAGAGACGCGUGACUGAGGGUCGUCAGCGCUAA
Parastagonospora nodorum SN15 is the source of this 1149-nucleotide messenger RNA. RefSeq lists its product as hypothetical. The record is from RefSeq and is a predicted model, not a curated record. NCBI's taxonomy places the organism in Eukaryota, Fungi, Ascomycota, Dothideomycetes, Pleosporales, Phaeosphaeriaceae. The transcript has a single exon. Bases 1 to 1149 code for a protein of 382 amino acids.